AUGAACCACACAAUCGCUAAAAUAAUCUCCGCAACUGUUUUUUUUUUUAAAAAAAAAUAUAUAUAUAUAUGUAUAUAUACAUAUAUAUAUAUAAGAAUAGCUACAGUACAGGUUUGCUAACAUCGAUGUUCUGGCCUUGUAGCUAUAUGGAAAAUGAGCGAAUAACAUUAAUUGACGAGAAGACUAAAUAUGGUCUUUUAGGAUUUCAGUUGCAAAAACUAAUAUAGCACUUUAUGACGUAACUUUUACUGCAGCGUCUAAGGUGUACUUUGUGUCCGGAACCUAAGUGGUUUAUCUUAGCUAAAGCUAGGUAGCUAAGGUGGAGAAGAUUCGUAGAUAACAGUUUGAGAUGUCUAAGAGAAAAAAUAAUCAAAUACUGGAAGUGCCUUCAAAAAGAGUUAGGUUGUCACAGCCAGAGCCACCAGACGAUGAAGAGGAAAGAAUCUGUUCCAUUCAAGACAGCAGUGAUCUUCGGACAUCCCACUGUGCUUCAGGGGAGGUUGGCAUUAUAGAGAACAUCUUUCUCAGGAACUUCAUGUGCCAUUCUCUUCUUGGUCCCUUUACAUUUGGGCCAAAUGUCAACUUUGUGAUUGGAAACAAUGGGAGUGGUAAGAGUGCAAUACUUACAGCUCUGAUUGUUGGUCUGGGAGGCAAAGCGCAGACCACUAACAGGGGCUCUUCGCUCAAAGGCUUUAUCAAAGAGGGCGAGAGCUCUGCACAAAUUUCCAUCACUAUGAGGAACAGAGGCCAGGAUGCAUAUAAGCCAGAGGUUUUUGGGGAGUCCAUUACAAUUGAUCUUCGCAUUUCCAGUGAAGGACUGAGAACGUACAAGUUUAUGAGCAAAACAGGUCAACCCGUGCCAUAUAAAAAGGAGGAACUUGUAUCCAUUCUUGAUCACUUCAAUAUUCAGGUGGAUAAUCCUAUUUCUAUCCUUACACAGGAAAUGAGUAAACAUUUCCUCCACUCCAAAGGAGAGGGAGACAAGUACAAAUUUUUUAUGAAAGCAACUCAGCUGGAACAGAUGAAAGAAGAUUACAGCUACAUUAUGGAAACCAAAGCUAUGACCCAGAAUACAGUGCAGAAACAUGAGGAGAUUCUGCAGGAAAUGCGGUUAAAGUUCAAGGAGAAAGAGGAGCGUUAUAAAAAUCUGGCCUCACUGGAUGAGAUGCUACAGAAACUGGGUGAAUUAAAGGGCCAAAUGGCCUGGGCAUUGGUAACUGAAAUGGAACGGGAAAUAAAGAACAUGCGAGAGAAGAUUGCAGGGGAAGAGAAAUCAACUAUUAAAUAUGACCAAAAGGUGGAAGAGUGGAAGGAAAAAGUAGCAGAAGCUGAGCAGAAGUAUAAGGAGUUUCAUGACCAGUUGGAAUCUGUUAAUCAGCGUUUGAAACAGCUGCAGCCAAAAUGUACACAACUUAAAAAUGAAGUACAGGAACGUUGCAGAGUCUUCAGAGUAGCAGAGGCUCGUUUGCAUAGGCACACAACUAAUUUAAGGGACUUGGAGAGAGACAAAGACCAGCUCACCAAUCGCAUUAGUGAGCUGAAAUACAGUAUCACUCAGUCAAGUGCAGUGUCCAGCCAGAGCCGUAGGGAACAGAUGAAUCGCCUUCAAACUGAGUUGGAUGCUCUUAAUUUUAAGGAGUCAACUCUCGCUCAGCAGAUAGAGCAGUUUCAACAGGCCUAUAACAGUGCCAAGGACAAGCUCAAUAAAAUGAGACUAGAGGUGCAGGAUUUGCAUCGUGCACUUGAGUCAAAGCGGCGGGAACUGACCACUCUGGAGGGUAGCAGAAUUGGUGGACUUCGUCGAUUUGGUGAGAAAAUGCCAGCAUUAAUUGCUGCCAUUGAAGAAGCUAACCAUCGAGGACACUUCAGAGUAAAACCUGUGGGACCCCUUGGAUACUGUAUCCGGUUGCGGGAUGCAGAACUCUGUCUUGCUGUGGAGAGCUGUCUGAAGUCCUUAUUGUUCGCUUUCUGCUGUGAUAACUACAUGGAUGAGAAAGUGCUACAGUUGCUAAUGAGUAAAGCCUUUUCACAGGAACGAAGGCCUCAAAUUAUUGUCAGUGAAUUUACUGACACACUCUAUGACAUCAGUACCAGAGCUGUCAGACAUCCUCAGUACCCAACAGUACUCCAGGCUCUUGAUAUUGACAAUCCGGUUGUGGCCAACUGUUUGAUUGAUAUGAGAGGUAUAGAGACCAUUUUGCUUAUUAAGAAUAACAAAGACGCACGGAGAGUGAUGCAAAGAGGGUGUCCUCCUUGUAACUGUAAAGAGGCUUUUACACGUGAAGGGGACCAGGUGUUCAAUAACCGCUACUAUUCCUCAGAACAGCAGAGGGCACUCUACCUAAGCCAUGAUGUGGAAAAGGAAAUUAGGAAUUUACAAGCAGCUUUGCAGACCCAGCAGAGGAAUCACCAAGAUUUUGCCCAAAAUAUUGGGCAAGUUGAAGACCAAGUGCAUCAGAAUGAAGUUCUGUUUAAGAGAGCCCUUACAGAUCACAAAAGAGUGAAGGAUCAGUGCCGGAAGCUUCAUUUGCAGAUGAGUGAUUUGCAAAAUGUGGAAGAACCGCAGUCUGAGGAUCUGAAACCACUGGAAGAGGAACUAGAGGAGCUAAGUGACAAGCUAACUGUGAGUCGUGAAGAGUAUGAGAUGGAAAAGCAACAGAUGCUCACACUCAAAAGUGGUUUUGAGGAAGUGGAGCUUCAAUACCGCCAGCACAAAGAUGACAUAAACAGUCUGGCUGAGGAGGCAGACCCCAUUAAGGAAGAGCUGAGUAAGAGUGACCAGGUGGUGGAGAAGAGUAAGCAUAAUAAGAAACAUUAUGAGGAGAAACGUAAAGAGCACCUGAGCCACAUACAAGAUCUGAAGAAGUCCUUGGGGGAUAAGGAACAUGAAAUAGAGAAUUCAAUAACAAAAGCCUUGGAAAUCUGCCCAGAGCGUUCAGAUGUGAGAAGAACAGCUAAAAGUCUUGACAGUGAGAUCAGCCGUUUAAAACUUAAAAUCAGCACACAGCAAGACCAGCAUGGGGACAGAGACACAAUCCUCAGGCAAUAUCAGGAUGCGCUCCAGAGCUAUAACGGUGCUGCUCUGCAGGUAAAGGGGCUCAAGAGCUUCAUCACCCUACUGGGCAAUAUUAUGAACAAGCGGCAUAACAUCUACACUGAAAUGAGGAGAUAUCUUUCAGUGCGUUGCAAGUACUAUUUUGACUCCAUGCUGUCCCAGAGAGGAUACACAGGAAAAAUGACCUUCAGCCACAAGGAUGAGACGCUCUCCAUUUCCGUUCAGCCAGGAGAAAAUGCUAAGGCUGCACUGAGUGAUAUGCGUUCUUUAUCUGGAGGAGAACGAUCAUUUUCCACUGUGUGUUUUGUUUUGAGUCUUUGGGCCAUAGCUGAAGCUCCAUUCCGCUGCCUGGAUGAAUUCGAUGUGUACAUGGACAUGGUGAACCGCAGAAUUUCCAUGGACAUGAUGUUGAAGAUAGCAGCUAGCCAGCGCUAUAGACAGUUCAUUUUCCUCACUCCACAGAGCAUGAGUUCUCUUCCACCAAAUAACCUGACCCAUAUCCUGCGUUUAAAUGACCCAGACCGCAACCAGUCUACUCUGCCAUUUGGACAACCUUGAGGAGGCCAAGUGAGAUUGGACUCCAGAAUUAUCAAAGCAGCACAGUUCAAACUGGACCAUGCCAUAAGAGACCUUGGCCUUUUCAUAUCGGUUUUGUGCUGUGUAAUACAGCAAUAUCAAAAUUUGAUAUAAGUGUUCAGUUAGAUGCACCCAGUGUUGUCCAGCAUUGUUUUAAAUAAUUGUUCUGUCAUUUGUUUUCUUCACAUAGUAGUGCAACAUGUUCUGUCAGUAAAAUGUGACAUUUCUUGCAAUUUAAAUGUACAUUAGGUAACAUUACUUAAAAGUGUGUGACGCUGUAUUUAUACAAUUUUUUAAACUAAUACAUAUAGAAUUUUGUUUAAAAUUGCUGAAUGCACAUCUUUUUUUGUGAGCUGUCUUUUAUUUUUCACAUAUUUAUGUGACUAUGUAAUAUAAU
This is a messenger RNA of Electrophorus electricus (electric eel), 4028 nucleotides long. RefSeq names its product Structural maintenance of chromosomes protein 6-like (gene smc6). Lineage: Eukaryota; Metazoa; Chordata; Actinopteri; Gymnotiformes; Gymnotidae. Gene Ontology annotation, molecular function: single-stranded DNA binding; damaged DNA binding. The record is from RefSeq and is a predicted model, not a curated record. Gene Ontology annotation, cellular component: Smc5-Smc6 complex; site of double-strand break; nucleus. Gene Ontology annotation, biological process: double-strand break repair via homologous recombination.